GCCCGCUCACCCCGCKGAGGAGGAGCAGCGGCGGCCGCGCCGUGCGGAGCCCGACAAGGACGCGGCAAGGGCGGUCGGGAGGCGCUCCGUGGUCAUGGCCACCUCCAAACCCCUGUCCCGCUUCUGGGAGUGGGGCAAGAACAUCGUGUGCGUGGGGCGCAACUACGCCGAGCACGCCAAGGAGAUGGGCAGCGCCCUGCCCGCCGAGCCGCUCUUCUUCCUCAAGCCCUCCUCGGCCUACGUGCGGGAGGGGUCCCCCAUCCUGCGGCCCUACUACUGCCGGAACCUGCACCACGAGGUGGAGCUGGGGGUGGUCAUCGGGAAAAGGGCCCGGGCCGUGUCGCAGGAGGCGGCCAUGGAGCACGUGGCGGGCUAUGCCCUGUGUUUGGACAUGACAGCCCGGGACACGCAGGAGGACUGCAAAAAGAAGGGGCUGCCCUGGACCUUGGCCAAGGGAUUUGGCUCAUCCUGCCCGGUCAGCGACUUCGUGCCCAAGGAGAAGAUCCCAGACCCCCACAAGCUGCAGAUUUGGCUCAAGGUGAACGGAAAGCUGAGGCAGGAGGGGGACACCUCCUCCAUGAUCUUCUCCAUCCCUUAUCUGAUCAGCUACAUCAGCGAGAUAAUCCCCCUGGAAGAGGGGGACCUGAUUCUGACAGGGUCGCCCAAAGGCGUUGGGUCYGUGGAGGCCAACGAUGAGAUUGAGGCUGGCAUCAGGGACGUGCUGUCCAUGAGGUUUAAGGUGGCACAGCAGACACGGGGAUCCUAAUGCAUGGAUCCAGCCAGGAGCCUGCCUGGCAUGAGGACAUCUGGAAACACUUCCACAGCCCCAAGUGCUCGAUGGACUGCCACRCAUCAAGGAAUGGAAUCCAUGAGCCCAAAAAGAGUCUGACUGACACAGCCCCAUUUCCAUGGAGGCUUCAGCAAACCUGGGAUGCAGCCAGCCUGGAGCAGGUGGAGCUCAGAAGCUCCAGAGUCCAAAAUUUAAUUCCAAAACCAUACUUGGGAACUGGAGACAGUAUGCCCGGUAGCCAGGGAGCGGGGUGRGGCUGGUCAUCAUUCUGUGUGUGCUUCUCUUCUGCUGAAUCUUUGAGCUUUGCCAGUGUAUUGUCUUAAAAUAAAAAUUAUCAAUCAACUAAAAAUUAAAAUGAUGAUGUAGGAGCUAAAGCUCAGCCAUAUUGUGGGAAAUCAAAGGGAUAUGUAUAGAUGUGCAACCCUAAAUCAAGAAUUGCAGCUUCACCAAGAGUUUCCUCUAAAAGAGAAGGAUGUUUGAUUUUUUGAUUAGUUUUGUGAUUCCUCCCUGCUUUUUUCAAACAUACAAAUUAAAGGAGGAUGUCUUUUCCCCUCACUCCAAGGGGCGACUGCAGCAGGAAGUGUGCCAGAUGUUUGGCAGAUUGUUUUUUGACUAAACUGAGCCUCAAAUAUAUUUUCUAAAAGUGAAAUAAUGCAAAAAGAUCAAGAAUAAAGAAGCAUAUGGGUAAAGAUCA
Messenger RNA from Malurus melanocephalus (red-backed fairy wren), 1484 nucleotides. RefSeq names its product fumarylacetoacetate hydrolase domain containing 1 (gene FAHD1). The transcript has a single exon. Lineage: Eukaryota; Metazoa; Chordata; Aves; Passeriformes; Maluridae. Gene Ontology annotation, cellular component: mitochondrion. The record is from RefSeq and is a predicted model, not a curated record. Gene Ontology annotation, molecular function: acetylpyruvate hydrolase activity. The coding region runs from base 95 to 766 and encodes 223 amino acids.